AUGAGUGAGAAAAUCGACUACUUGCUUCCAGGAGAGAAGUACGAGCCUAAGCAACCAGACUGGGAAAAGAUCAAGUAUUAUCAAGAUAUUAGCCCAACUGGAUGUGAAGGAAAAGCUCAUGAAAGAGAUGUAUUAACCCCUGAGCCAGUAAUUCUCAGUCCACCUCCUCCUCGUCAAAGUAUUACAAUGGAUGAUACUACUGAUUUCCCAGAGCAGAGAAUAAUCCCUCUUGCUGAAGACAGACCUUAUGAAGAAGGAAAGUAUAGACCUCCAUCAAUGCCUGUUUUUGCUGGUUAUUUCCCUACAAAUGAAUAUUUAUACAGAGGAAAAAUUUAUAAUUGGUGCUCAUGAGGACAUGCCCAACAACAUCCAUGGUGUGAUGGUCAAUGUAAAUGGAUUGUCACUAGACUCAGACCUAUUAAAUUCAACGUAUCAGAGAGUGGAUAUUAUAAAUUAUGCAACUGUAAACUCUCAGCGAAUGCUCCAUUCUGCAGUGGAACCCACAAGAGUUUGUUAAAAGCAACUCAUAGGCACCAUAGAGGAUUCUGGGGAAUAUGGGGGGUCUCGAGCUUUGUCUGUACAUUUGGAUAUUGGUUCUACACCUUCUACAAGUAA
This is a messenger RNA of Moneuplotes crassus, 615 nucleotides long. NCBI's taxonomy places the organism in Eukaryota, Ciliophora, Spirotrichea, Euplotida, Euplotidae. The record is from the annotation of a GenBank genome assembly.